Molecule: messenger RNA, 2699 nt
Organism: Cucurbita maxima (winter squash)
Lineage: Eukaryota; Viridiplantae; Streptophyta; Magnoliopsida; Cucurbitales; Cucurbitaceae
Product: fimbrin-5-like
Exons: 14
Coding region: 400-2448 (682 amino acids)
Biological process (GO): actin filament bundle assembly; actin filament network formation
Cellular component (GO): actin filament bundle; actin filament; cytoplasm
Molecular function (GO): actin filament binding
Source: RefSeq, a predicted model, not a curated record
UUUUAAUCUCCUUUUCCAGUGUUCUUCAUUGUUUUUCCUUUCUGGGUUUUUGUUAUUUCCCUUCAAUUCGUUGGUUUCGGAUGAAUUCCCAUGUGUUGUGUUUGGAAAUUUAUGCAUAGCACGUUGAAUUGUGGGUAAACUUUGGCCUCUUCAACAGGGUUUUUGUUGGUUUUUCGUUUCAUUUCAUCUAUGAUGAUAUUUUUUCUUCAUGUUUUUGAUGUUGAUUCAUUGUAAUUGCCAUAGUUUCCUGUUCUUUUGUUUGUCUAUUUGCUUCAUGAUUGUCUAUGUUUAUCUUGUGGAUAUCUAGCUCUGUUAUCUGUUUGACGAUUGAAAUUUAUUGUUUCAGUAGUUAGGAGUUUUUCUUUGUGUUGAGAUAUUCUACCAAAAAGAUAGGUGAAGAUGUCAAGCUUUGUGGGUGUUCUUGUUUCUGAUCCAUGGCUUCAAAGUCAAUUCACUCAAGUCGAGCUUCGAACGCUCAAAUCCAGAUUUCUUUCCGUGAGGAGUCAAUCGGGUCGUGUAACGGUGGAGGAUUUGCCUCCUGUUUUUGUGAAAUUGGAAGCUUUUAGUGGAAUGUUCACUGAGGAUGAGAUUAAAGAUUUCUUGAAGGAAACGAGUCGAGAUGUCGGUGAAGAAAUAGAUUUCGAGUCGUAUCUUCGGGCAUACUUAGAUUUACAAGCCCGAGCCACAGCUAAAUCAGGCGGAGCAAAAAGUUCUUCUUCGUUCUUGAAGACCGCCACAACAACGUUUCAUCACGCAAUUAACGAAUCUGAGAAGGCAUCUUAUGUUGCACACAUAAACAGUUAUCUAGCUGAAGAUCCAUUUCUGAAGAAUUAUCUCCCACUUGAUCCCGCUACGAAUGAUUUGUUUGACCUUGCGAAAGACGGUGUUCUUCUCUGUAAGCUUAUCAAUGUAGCUGUUCCAGGGACCAUAGAUGAACGAGCUAUCAAUACGAAAAAGGUCCUUAAUCCUUGGGAGAGGAACGAAAACCAUACCCUUGGCCUUAACUCUGCAAAGGCUAUUGGAUGCACAGUGGUUAACAUUGGCACACAAGAUUUGGUCGAAGCUCGACCACAUCUGCUGCUUGGAUUGAUAUCACAAAUAGUUAAGAUUCAACUGUUGGCUGAUCUUAAUCUGAAGAAAACUCCUCAACUUGUGGAACUUGUGGCUGAUAGCAAGGAAGUGGAAGAACUCAUUGGGUUGGCACCAGACAAAGUUUUACUCAAAUGGAUGAACUUCCAUUUAAAGAAAGCUGGCUAUGAGAAACAAGUCACGAACUUUUCGUCAGACGUGAAGGAUGGGGAGGCAUAUGCUUAUCUGCUUAAUGCUCUUGCACCGGAGUUCUCUGGUUCCUCUACUAUGAAUGUUAAAGAUCCUACUGAAAGAGCUAAUUUGGUUCUUGAGCAUGCAGAAAAAUUGGAUUGUAAAAGAUAUCUAACUCCCAAGGACAUUGUUGAGGGUUCACCUAAUCUUAAUCUUGCAUUUGUUGCCCAAAUUUUUCAGCACAGGAAUGGGUUGACUGCGGAUACCUCGAAAAUGUCAUUUGCAGAAAUGAUGACGGAUGAUGCGCAAACAUCUCGGGAAGAGCGAUGCUUCCGUUUGUGGAUUAACAGUCUAGGCAUAGCCACAUAUGUCAACAAUGUCUUUGAGGACGUCCGAACUGGAUGGGUUCUUUUGGAAGUUCUUGACAAAGUUUGUCCUGGAUCAGUAAUCUGGAAACAGGCAACAAAGCCUCCUAUCAAGAUGCCGUUUAGAAAAGUUGAGAAUUGCAACCAAGUUGUAAAACUUGGGAAGGACUUAAAAUUUUCUCUUGUAAACGUUGCUGGGAAUGAUAUUGUGCAGGGCAACAAGAAGCUUAUACUAGCAUUUUUAUGGCAACUGAUGAGGUUUACAAUGCUUCAACUGUUGAGAAACCUGAGAUCACAUUCUCAAGGCAAAGAGGGAAAGGAGAUCACGGAUGCUGAUAUUCUGAACUGGGCUAACAACAAAGUGAAGAAAGCUGGAAGAACCCACCAAAUGGAGAGCUUCAAGGACAAGAAUCUUUCAAAUGGCAUGUUCUUCCUGGAGCUUCUUAGCUCUGUGGAGCCAAGGGUGGUGAAUUGGGCUGUUGUUACAAAAGGAGAAACUGAGGAAGACAAGAAGCUGAAUGCGACGUACAUUAUUAGUGUUGCUCGAAAGCUUGGCUGCUCCCUUUUCUUGCUACCUGAAGACAUUAUUGAAGUGAACCAAAAGAUGAUACUCAUACUAACUGCUAGCAUCAUGUACUGGAGCCUGCUGCAACAAGCAGGGGAGUCCGAGCCGUUAAUCAUGAACGACGAUAACGUUUCAGAUACGAACACAGAAACUACCGACGGGACCGAAUUGUCCUCUGCUAACAAGGCCUGUGCUUUGGCCCAAAAUGAGGACGAGUCUCCAGAAGAAUCCUUAGCAAAUCAAAGCGCAAAUUCGUAAUAGAGACCAACCCAAAAGAGCAAGGCAGCAUUCUUUUUUUCCUUUUGAUUAAAUUUAUUUAUUGGGAGAAUAUAUAAUACAGGAAAAAAAAUGGUUACAGUUUAGCUUAUUCUACUGUUUGGUAAUGGUUUACCUGUGGAGGAAAUAGACUAUAUUCAUUUUCUGGGAAUUUUGAACUAGAAAAUCUUGUUAAUUAGGGCUGUAUUUUCUUUUCAACAAUUAUAAUAAAUAUCAUACAAUAAUAAGGAUCA